GAGCGCAGUGUCUCAAUGCAUGUCACAACCAACAUCCUGACAUCAAAUGUCACCUGCAGCUUCUUCUCAGCUCAGAGCUGCACCAAGCUGCAGACACAGAGGAAGUCUAAACACCUGCCAGGAGGGAUGUGUUCGACACUACGCUGCUGUUUGCCCUGCAGAUCCUGCAGAGCAGAAGAUUCAUUAGAGAGUUUCUCAGACUGUUGGUCCAGUCUCUUGUCCCAGAUCAGGAUGCGGACCGAGACAAACGGAUGGUUCAACUUCAGAAGGGGCCCCAGAGUUCAGCCUGUUGUCAACAACACCAACAACACCAACAACACCACGAACACCGAUGGACGCCGCUCACCCGGCAGGGAGAGGGCCCCAAGCGUGGUCCUCACAUAUGAGCAGAUCCUUGAGGCAAAGCGCUUGUGUGAAGCCAGCCGGCUGCUGAUAGAGAGAGAGGAGCGUCUGUUCGAGGAGAUAAAGGAGUCAGACGAACUCACACAUCAUGAGGAAGAAGUAUGGAAGCUCGCAGCAGACCGCAAUGCACUGGAGGCACUCGUCAAGCAGACUCUGAGUCUGUCUCUCGACAUGGAAGAGGACAGCUCGGAGGCUCUGGCGUCUGCCGUAAAGGCCAUGACCCAGGAGGAGGACCAGGACCGGAAGUGGACACAGAGGGGUCAGACACCUCCGCCGUGGAGGCCCAGCGGCUGGAAGAAGGUUCACGACUCCACGCUUGGCAGCUUGGUGGUGGACCGUUUGGACAGCCCCUCGACGCCUCCUGCUGACAAGGCGGACCAGUCUUCUAUCAACGUGGACGUCAACAGCAUGGGCCGGCAGCUGAAGGACGACUUGCUGGCUGUGGUGCGCGUGGUGAAGAGCUGCUACCCGCCACAGCUGGACAUCUGUAAUUUUUACGCCAGGUUGUACCACCAAGCCUUCAGCACCAGACUCAGAAAGGUCGCAGACUUUGUUCUGGACGACAAGGACUGCAAGUUCCUCCUGCGCUGGGUCAACGAGUAUUAUCCACUAAUCCUUUCAAAGCCGGAGCUGGUCAAUGAGAUCGAUAACAAAGCGUUGGGAAAGCUGCUGCCUAAAGAGUUAUUGGAACCUCUGGAGGAUCAAUACCUGAGCAAACAACAGGAGGAGCUGACGACGUACAUCGGCCGCGUCCUGGAGGAGGCGAAGCAAAAGUGGAAUAAAGGAGAGGAGCCGACAACAGAGGACGGCUGCUUCGUCAGUCCUGUGGCCUACGACAUCAUCCAGUUCAUCAACGGUGGGGUGACUUCAGCUGAGAAAGUUGUUGGAGAUCUGCACAAGGCCCAGAAUAUAACGUGCCAACUGAAAGAUUUAAUGCAGAGGUUCAGGAUCUUCCAAAACGAGGUCAUGAAGCAAAACAAAGCGAACAGCCGGCCGGUCAUCAAGGCGAACCUCGGCUGUAUCGAACAGUUCAGGGACGUCCUCGAUAAGAAGAGACAUCUGUUCACAGAGGAUGUGCAGAGAAACUGUGUGCAUGUUCUGACUGACAUGAAACAAUCUGCCCACGUGUAUUUAUUAAAACCUGUGCACGAGGUCCUCAAGCCACAGUACCGCAAACUAGGAACCAAUGACUGGCUGAGUAAACCAAACCUGUUUGAGAAGCUGCUGGUCAGCGUUGAAGAUGAGCUGCAGGAUCUUCAGGGUGUGAUUGAAUCCUGUCACCAGAGGCUGAUGGGUCAGCUUCAUCAGGAGGUGACGGUAGAAUAUGUGAGAAGGCUCCUGAAGGGACAAGUCAAACUGAAAGACAAGGAGCGGCAGCUGAAGGCCUACGAGACCGUGAAGGACAACGCAGAGAGAGUACACGUUUUAUUCGUCAAAAUGGGAUCAGAGGAGGACUGGUUGAAGGAAAUCCUCACCAAGAUUGCAGAAGUGCUGAAACUCCAGGACCUCCCCGCCAUUCAGAUGCAAGUUGCAUCAUUGGGAACUGAAUACCCUGACCUCAGUGAGAAACAUGUUUCGGCUCUGCUCAAGCUCAAGACCAACCUCUCCAAAGCCGACAGGAAAACCGUCAAAGACAUUCUGUCGGACACAAGAGACGAACAGAGCAAAGACCGCGCAGAACUUCGUCCGUUUUUCUCUGGAGUUCCCGUCAAAUGAGCCUUAAACUACGUUCAGUUCUCCUCAUUUAAGUUAUCUGAAAGUUGGGUUGUACAGUAUCAUGUUUUAUUGUGUGAAUGGAUGCUGAUGUUUUCAAUCAAGUGAUGAUAUCCCAGUGUGGUUCAAAUGUCACGUAGGCCGGAAACAAUAUCGUCUACAGACUGACUGUAAAAUGAUGGAUGAGUGUUGUUGUUACUGUAUGAAUUAAUAAGCGACAUUAGUGCUGGUAAAUAUGGUGCUUUUUACUGCUACAAACAUGAGUGUAUGUGUGUGUUUUGGGGAAAUAAGGAUGUUUUUUGAUAGAGUAUAUUUUUAUUUUACACCAAAUCGAUAUUAUAGUUAUUUUCAUAUCAUGUAUAUUUUUAUGUGCAAUAAUGUGAGAGGUCAAGUUUUCAUUUUUAUAGUUUUACAUUUAGGUAUUGCUCAAGAAAGUGUUAAAUGUAAGUUAAGUUUUUAAAUAAAUUGGGUGAAACCUGUGUGUGA
This is a messenger RNA of Sebastes umbrosus (honeycomb rockfish), 2601 nucleotides long. It is a transcript of the gene tnfaip2b, whose product is annotated as tumor necrosis factor, alpha-induced protein 2b. The record is from RefSeq and is a predicted model, not a curated record. Lineage: Eukaryota; Metazoa; Chordata; Actinopteri; Perciformes; Sebastidae. Gene Ontology annotation, molecular function: SNARE binding. The coding region runs from base 16 to 2118 and encodes 700 amino acids. Gene Ontology annotation, biological process: exocyst localization; exocytosis. Gene Ontology annotation, cellular component: exocyst. The transcript is spliced from 12 exons.